This is a messenger RNA of Ilyonectria robusta, 1671 nucleotides long. Its product is annotated as glycosyl hydrolase. Gene Ontology annotation, cellular component: fungal-type vacuole. Lineage: Eukaryota; Fungi; Ascomycota; Sordariomycetes; Hypocreales; Nectriaceae. The record is from RefSeq and is a predicted model, not a curated record. The coding region runs from base 1 to 1671 and encodes 556 amino acids. Gene Ontology annotation, biological process: sucrose catabolic process. The transcript has 2 exons. Gene Ontology annotation, molecular function: sucrose alpha-glucosidase activity.
AUGAAGAGCUCCAUCCUAUCAACCAUCAUUAGCCUUGUCCAUCUAAGUGGGCUGUCCUAUGCCCGGGACUCAUCCUCCUGCCCUUCAGCUACAAGCAGCGGCGUUGAUGUUCCGACAGGUACGCCUGUUAUUGGUGAUUACAAUGGCGCCUACCGUCCCCAGGUUCACUUCUCCCCUCCGCAACAUUUCAUGAAUGACCCCAAUGGCAUGUUCCGCGACAGCAAUGGCACUUGGCAUCUGUACUACCAGUAUAACCCAAAAGGUAUUGUCGCAGGAAACCAGCACUGGGGUCAUGCGACCUCGGAGGACUUGUAUCACUGGACAAAUCAGCCCAUUGCUCUGUUUCCGCCGGAAGACGACGUCUACAUCUUCUCCGGGAGUGCCGUUGUUGAUGUGAACAACACGUCCGGGUUCUUCCCAGACCAGGACAAUGGUGUUGUUGCAAUCUAUACUCUGUCAUCUCCUGUCAAGCAGACUCAAGCCAUCGCCUACUCGCGAGAUGGAGGAUACACCUUUACACCUUACAAGAAAAACCCCGUGAUCGACAGCACCUCGCCGCAGUUCCGUGACCCGAAAGUCAUCCGCUACGGAGACUCAUGGGUCAUGGUCGUCGCCUACCCUCAUGACUUUGCCGUAGGCAUCUUCACAUCGCCAGAUCUCAAGGAAUGGACUGCCAAGAGCAACUUUUCACACCAUGGACUUCUCGGUCUGCAGUACGAGUGUCCCAACAUGAUCCGCAUCCCACACAUUGACGAGGAUGGCAAGAAGCAGGACGACAUGUGGCUCAUGGCUAUCAGUAUCAACCCUGGGGCGCCGCUCGGAGGCUCCAUCACCGAAUACUACCCAGGCACCUUCAACGGCACCCACUUUGAGGCCGUCGAUGCGGCUGCUCGUAUUUCUGACUUUGGCAAAGACAAUUACGCGGGACAGUGGUUCUACGGCCUUGCUGAAGAUGAAAAGCCCGUGUCAAUUGCUUGGGCGUCCAACUGGCAAUACACUGGCGUGGUUCCCACCGGCAACGAAGGCUGGCGAAGCGCCAUGAGUCUUCCUCGCGAGAACUACCUAACCAAGUCGCAACGUGUUGGUUGGAAAUUAGUCUCACAGCCCUAUGACCUGAGCCCCAUAAUGGGAUCCGAGCUUGCUUCCAACGACAGCUUCAGUAACGGCACCCUUAGCGUCGAUUACUCGAAUGUCGAGUCCCAAGCGCUCUACUGGGAGGCCAAUGUGACUGGAAUCCCAGACAGUGGCGUUCCGUCAACGGCAACUAUGAACUUUACUUUCCUAAGCCCCAUGACGGGCGAGUACAUCAACGGCGGAUACUACCUCGGCGGUGAUAAUCCCUUCUUCAUCAACCGCGGCGGUGCGCGGGGCUUCGAUAACGUCUUCUUCACGGACAAGAUGUCGACCAGCAGCCUGCCGACGAGCCGUGGCUCGUGGAGUUUCAGCGGCGUGAUUGAUCGAUCAAUUCUUGAGGUUUUUCUCAACGGAGGCGUGGACAGCGUGACGAACACUUUUUUCACGACGCAGCCGUUAACGCACAUGGUGAUCAGCACGGCUGACGUACCGGAGGGCGUCAAGGUCAGCGUGAAGGUCCAUGCUCUAAAGAGUGCGUGGAGUGGUAUGAAGAAUAAGGAUGAUGGGCUUGUGUAUGGUAAUCAGACUGUCAGUUAA